CUGCAGAUAGAUUGGGUGCUUGAGGUGAGAAGAAAAUGUUAGGAAGUAAGAAGAGAGUUGGGACCGUGAUGAGUGUGGCUCGGUGGGCUACUGGUUUUCUGAUUGGAUCUUUGAUUCUGUUGCCCCAUGUGGUUCAGCCAUGGAGCAAGGAAGGCCAUAUUAUGACCUGCCGGAUCGCUCAGGAACUUCUGAGCCCAGAGGCUUCUGAUGCUGUUACGAGCUUACUGCCGGAUUACGUCGACGGCGACCUUUCAGCCCUUUGCACGUGGGCUGACCAGAUCAGGCAUUGGUACAAGUACCGGUGGACCAGUCCUCUCCACUACAUCGAUACACCAGAUGAAGCUUGCACAUAUGACUACUCUAGGGACUGCCAUGACCAAUACGGGAACAAGGACAUGUGCGUUGCUGGCGCGAUCUACAAUUUCACCUCUCAGCUUUCACACUACAGGGAAGGAGCAUCCGAACGCAGAUAUAAUCUCACAGAAGCAUUGCUGUUCUUGUCUCACUUCAUGGGUGACAUUCAUCAGCCCUUGCACGUAGGCUUCACGAGUGAUGAGGGCGGAAACACAAUAAGCGUGCAUUGGUUUAAACGCAAAUCUAAUCUCCAUCAUGUUUGGGACAGGGACAUAAUUCUAACAGCGGCAAAGGAGAUGUAUGGGAAGGACAUGGAUGCCUUCUUAGAAGACAUACAGUUGGACAUAAAAAAUGGGACAUGGUCAAAUGAUGUGCAAGAAUGGGAGGACUGUCAAGGCCCACUUCCUUGCCCAAAUGAGUACGCUGAAGAAAGCAUCAACCUGGCAUGCAAAUGGGCAUACAAAGAUGUCUCUGAAGGAGUUACUUUGGCAGAUGAUUAUUUCACAACUCGACUACCCAUCGUGAAGAAAAGGAUAGCUCAGGGUGGUGUCAGGUUAGCCAUGACCUUGAACGACGUGCUUGGCAAUCAGGAAGAUAAGUUGUUGGGUCAAGAUGAAGAUUACAAGGAGGAAGAUGCUUGAAAGAAAUUCAACUGUACCAUAUUCCCAAUUGUUGCUUGUAUACAAAUUUCAUGUACAAGAAAGCUCUAUAUACAAUCUUCA
This is a messenger RNA of Nymphaea colorata (pocket water lily), 1076 nucleotides long. Its product is annotated as endonuclease 1-like. Lineage: Eukaryota; Viridiplantae; Streptophyta; Magnoliopsida; Nymphaeales; Nymphaeaceae. The record is from RefSeq and is a predicted model, not a curated record. Gene Ontology annotation, biological process: DNA catabolic process. Gene Ontology annotation, molecular function: nucleic acid binding; endonuclease activity. The coding region runs from base 36 to 995 and encodes 319 amino acids. The transcript is spliced from 9 exons.